AUUAAACCCUAUAUUUUAAAACUUCCGCACUAAAAUAACAAUGUUUCAUUCCUCUUUUUUUCUUCUUCGUUGCUCUUUUUUUCACUGCAUAAAAACGAAGAAAAAAUGUUACCUACCAGCCAUGACGUGAAAAAGGAAAAAUUAAAAGACACUAUGUUAGGUCUUCAUUGGGCCGCAAUUACUGGCAAUGUCGGCCUUGUAAAAUUUGCUCUUGACCAUGGUGUACCCAUUGACUCGACUGUGAAUGGCUUUGUGCCAUUACAAUUAGCUUGCAUUAGCGAUAACAACAUUGCUGUUGUUCAAUACCUCAUUGAUCGAGGGGCCGAUGUCAAUAUGCAAAAAUGGUCAAAGAAACAUUGUGUCGACAAGUCACAAGCAGUACCAGGAGCAACAGGAUCCACUGCUCUUCAUGUGGCGUGUGCUAAUGGGUGCAUUAAGAUUGUUGACCUUUUACUACGAAAUUAUGCGACGGUGGAUCUCAAGGAUAAGUAUGGUUCCACGCCAUUAGACGUCGCACAAGCGAAACAUGAAACCGAAAUCGUCCACCUAUUAAAAGCCGCUAAAGUUAAACCGCAAAAAGACGGCCUAUAUAAACGUACCGAUAAACAGAAGCGAAGACCGAGUAUGCCAUCUAUCUUUGAAGGAAGGCAACAACAGCCUUUGCCGCCAACGCCUCCGCCGCCACCUUUGUUGACCAUGACGCCUUAUGAGUUUACUCAAAAGCGGAGUUUACCGCACAGACCAUCUGUGGAUGAAAACUCUGUUACACUAAGUUAUGUUAGCAUACCCUCGUCCCAUUCCUCUUCUGAUGAAUGCCCUCGUAUUAUACCAUCUUCUCCUGCGACAAGUCUAUCUACAACAACGGACGGUUCUGAAGGACAAGAUUAUUAUGGUUAUGGUGUUGUAAAUACUUAUGACGAAGAUAACUAUCUAUUAUCAUUAGAGAAGCGAGCCUACAAUUUGGGGACAAAUAAGAAUGGCGAGCUUGAGCGUCAUUCCCAGGACAUUUCAAGGUUUGAUUAUAUCACCCCUUGUUCACCGCCAACCGGUCUAAAUUAUACGCAUAGUACAUCAUCUUCAUUUAACGAAUCAGAUCACGAGGAAGAAGAAGAUCAUACAUUUGAUGAUUACCCGAUGCGGUAUAGCAUGGACCAGCCAGAAACCAAGCGAGGCUGGUUCAGCGGAUUUGGCAAGGAAGUUGGGCGUCAUUCCUUGGAUAGUAUUCAUCGUAAAGAACACCAUGAUCUUCGACCUGAUAUUUUUAUUGGAAAGAAAACAGACGAUCAUAAAACAGGAUUUUUUUCAAGGUGGACUCCUGCAUGGUCAAAAAAAUAAUUCUUCUGAAUUGUAUUUAACUGUAAAUAAAAAACAACUACUCCUUUCUUUAGAUUAUGA
Molecule: messenger RNA, 1395 nt
Organism: Mucor mucedo
Lineage: Eukaryota; Fungi; Mucoromycota; Mucoromycetes; Mucorales; Mucoraceae
Product: ankyrin repeat-containing domain protein
Exons: 3
Coding region: 106-1335 (409 amino acids)
Molecular function (GO): protein binding
Source: RefSeq, a predicted model, not a curated record